AUGUUAUAUUCUGCACAUACUAAGGUCCUGCUUCAUAUUUGUGCAAAUUUAUACAUUUAUCCUGAUGUGGGAUUAAGAAUGAGUUUCUGUGAUGAGAUGAAGUCAGUGAAGAAGCCUUCUGGCUGCUUCCUGACUUUCAAAAAUGUGUCCAAUAUGGGACAUCAUGAAAUUGAAUGUUUGUUUGGUGAGCACGGAGAAGUGAGCAGUAUCAGUGAAGGAAGCCGCAGAGAACAAAUCAUAGUGCAGUUCACCAAUGAGGUGGAUGCUGAUGUUGCAUUCUGUCACUUGAGGUACAAUGAAAACCUCCAGGAUCUUAGAAUGCCCCAAUCUAUUGUAGGAAAGAGGCUUUCUUUGCCAAAAGUCCCAAAGUCUGAAAAGUAUGAAGAGGAAUUCAAACAGAGUCCCAAUCAAAAGAAAGUACUCCUUUCUCCUGAAGGACUGUCUCAUGCUCUCAAGGAGGAGAAGCAGUUCCUUAACUCGGAAGACACUGGCAGCCCCAAUGAAAGCAAGAGUAAAAAGAAUCAGUACAGUCAAGACAAAGCUCAAGACAGGUCAAAAAGAUGCAGGGAAAUAUCACCAAACCUAAGACCUUCCAAGAAGCCCAAUCCAGAUCAUUAUCACCAUGAGUCACCUGAAGUGAAGAGUUCUACUAAAGCUUUUCAUCAGGGUCAGAAGACACGAAAACGUUUGGGUCUACUGGGCGAUGGUCCAAAGAAUGUGCGACCAUAUGCUGAUACAGGAGAGAGGCCUCGAGGUCUUCUUGAGCACAAUGACAAGCUGCUUGGAUUUCUUGGAAAUGGUGACAGACCACAAGGAUUACUUAGUGACAGUGACAGACCCCGAGGAUUGCUUGGUGACCGACCUCCUCUGCUUCAAUUCCCAAGGAACUCUAGUCCAUGUCAUUCCAGUGUGCCCAGGCCUGUACAUGUCAGGCAGGAGAGAAUGAACUUGGAAUUGGUGAUUGUGAAUCUUCCAUUAAAUUGGACAGAAGAUAUUGUUCAAGGGCUUCUCAAGUCAUUCCUCCCAAUAUCUCACUGUCAAUCCUCAAGUGGUACCCUGGGGAAGAGAUGUUGGAUUUCGACAUUUGCCCACAUAGAGGAGCUGGAAGCUGCUUGGAGUUACCUUCAUGGCCUUGUUGUGGAAGGGAAGAAGGUCCUGGCUGCACCUAUCAAUCAACUUGACAGAUUGGCUCAGCAAAUUGCUACAAGUUCACUGGUGGUGGAUGUAUUGGUGAGCAACUUCCCUGAGAAAAUCCAGGAAACUGAUCUCAUGGAACUGUUCCAUCCAUUUCGACCCCUCAAUGUUGUCAUCAUGAUCAAUAUGGACAUUUCUCUCCCUAAUUCCUUCCCAAAAAUCCCGACAAAUGCAUAUGUGACGCUACCAGACUAUAUGACAGCUGUUGAAGCCACACGGGAGCUAGACGGGACUCGUUUCCGUGGGAAGGCCAUCUUGGUGGAAGUUGUGGAACAUGGGAAACACAUGGGACAACCUCUUAGUCCAUCUCCUGCUUUACAACCAUACCCUGCCACCUUUAAGUUGGAGUUGGAGUUGAAGGUGGCUCUCGUUCCUGCUCUUUCCCCUGGCAUCGUCAGCGCAGGAAUGCACACUAUCUGGGAGAGACCCACUGAAACUCCCGAUGGCCUCCGCAAGUAA
This is a messenger RNA of Darwinula stevensoni, 1653 nucleotides long. NCBI's taxonomy places the organism in Eukaryota, Metazoa, Arthropoda, Ostracoda, Podocopida, Darwinulidae. The record is from the annotation of a GenBank genome assembly.